CCCAGGAGGAGGGCGGGCGCGCUGGGGGCUGCGGGGCCAGAUUAGAACCGCCUUCCUGCGCGCUCUCCGCUCUCCCCGCCUCGCUCUUACACACACGCCCCCAAACUCCACCCCCAGGCGCCUCUGGGCCACUGCGAGGCUGGGCUGCUCCAGGAAGUUCCCAUGAAAGCACCUGAAAUAAGUUACCUUUCCCAGGUGAGUGCAGGCGAGCGACCGCCUCCUGAGCGCGGCCAAGAACGAGGGCUCCGCUGAGAGGAGGGACCUUGAGCCGGUCUCCGACCGACCGACCGACCCGGGUGGCCGGGCCUCCUUCCUGAUGGCUCCCCCCGGCGGCCCCCACGGCGACUGCUCCCACGUCAUCGAUCACAGCCACAUCCCCGAAUUCGAGGUGGCCCUCUGGAUCAAAAUCACCCUCAUCCUGGUGAACCUGUUCAUCUUCGCGCUGGGCAUCCUGGGCAACAGCGUCACCAUCCGCGCCACCCAGGUGCUGCAGAGGAAGGGCUACCUGCAGAAAGAGGUGACGGACCACAUGGUGAGCCUGGCCUGCUCCGACAUCCUGGUCUUCCUCAUCGGCAUGCCCAUGGAGUUCUACAGCAUCAUCUGGAACCCGCUGACCACGCCGGGCUACGCGCUGUCCUGCAAGCUGCACAACUUCCUCUUCGAGACCUGCAGCUACGCCACGCUGCUGCACGUGCUCACGCUCAGCUUCGAGCGCUACGUGGCCAUCUGCCACCCCUUCCGCUACAAGGCCGUGUCCGGGCCCUGCCAGGUGAAGCUGCUCAUCGGCUUCGUCUGGGUCACCUCCACCCUGGUGGCCCUGCCGCUGCUCUUUGCCAUGGGCGUGGAGUACCCGCUGCUGCACGUGCACAGCCACCGGGGCCUCUCUUGCAACCGCACGCUCACGCGCCACCACGAGCGGCCUGAGACCUCCAACAUGUCCAUCUGCACCAACCUCUCCAGCCGCUGGACCGUGUUCCAGUCCAGCAUCUUCGGCGCCUUCGUGGUCUACCUCGUGGUCCUGGUCGCCGUGGCCUUCAUGUGCUGGAACAUGAUGCAGGUGCUGAGGCGGAGCCGGCAGGGCACGCUGGCCGCCGAGGGGCAGCAGGCGCGGCUGCGCAAGUCGGAGAGCGAGGAGAGCAGAGCGGCCAGGAGGCAGACCAUCCUCUUCCUGAGGCAGGGAAAUGACUGGCGACAGGAAAAUGAAAUAAAGCAGGACUUUGACAAGGAAGGUGCUACCUAGAUGGGGCUGGUGGUGUUGCUGCCUCCUAGGACCAGCCUUUCUGGAAGUAAGUGGGUAACUUUGGCGACUUGGAAGGGCACCCAACCCAACUCAGUCUCUUUCACCCACUCACUGCUGCCCCAAAUAUUCUAGGAUGGAAUGAGCAUUACAUUUGCCUAAAGCUUGAACAUCUGUUGAAAGGCUAGUUCUCCCUUCCCUCAAACACCCUUAGGA
Myotis brandtii (Brandt's bat) is the source of this 1453-nucleotide messenger RNA. RefSeq names its product G protein-coupled receptor 39 (gene GPR39). The transcript is spliced from 2 exons. Gene Ontology annotation, molecular function: G protein-coupled receptor activity. Gene Ontology annotation, biological process: G protein-coupled receptor signaling pathway. The coding region runs from base 317 to 1240 and encodes 307 amino acids. The record is from RefSeq and is a predicted model, not a curated record. Lineage: Eukaryota; Metazoa; Chordata; Mammalia; Chiroptera; Vespertilionidae. Gene Ontology annotation, cellular component: membrane.